Ceratitis capitata (Mediterranean fruit fly) is the source of this 1022-nucleotide messenger RNA. RefSeq names its product protein D3. The coding region runs from base 106 to 855 and encodes 249 amino acids. The record is from RefSeq and is a predicted model, not a curated record. The transcript is spliced from 2 exons. Lineage: Eukaryota; Metazoa; Arthropoda; Insecta; Diptera; Tephritidae.
UUUAUUUGUGUUUCUCUUAUGCAAUUCUUUUAUCUUUUAUUACUCUCGGCGUAUAAAAACUAACAAUUAUCGCAAACUCGGAAAAUUUGAGUUCAGUCUUUUGAAAUGCUCCUCAAUCGUAUUAUCAAUCAAGGUAGGAAUUUGGGCAUUCCAUCCCUUCGUCACCUUACCCCCCGGCAGGAAAAUGUCAUUUUACGUACAUUUUUGACAGCCAGCUUUCAACCGGCAACUGUCAAAAAUCAACACAUUCCUCCAUAUCAACUAGAAAAUUCGUUCGUGAAGGGAUCAGUUCGCAAAUAUUCAGCGAAAAAAUUAGCCAUGGAGGAACACUGUGUCGUGCCUGAUGUGAUUUCUUGUGUUCCACAAGAAAUAGUAACUGUUUGCUAUCCAAGUGGUGCUGCCGUUGAACAGGGAAAUGUACUAACGCCAACUUUGGUAAAGGACCAACCUACCGUUACCUGGAAGGCGGAUCCCAAUGCCUUUUAUACUUUGUGUAUGACAGAUCCUGACGCACCUAGUCGUAAAGAGCCCACUUUUCGCGAAUGGCACCAUUGGUUAGUUGGAAAUAUUCCUGGCUGUGAUGUCUCCAAGGGAGAAGUCUUAUCAGCUUACAUUGGUUCCGGCCCACCACCGGGUACUGGCUUACAUCGCUACGUUUUCUUAGUUUACAAGCAAAGCGGAAAAUUAACUUUCGAUGAGAAACGUUUGCCUAAUAACAGUGGUAAUGACCGUGGAGGUUUCAAGAUUGCCGCAUUUGCCAAAAAAUACAAUCUUGGCGAUCCCGUCGCUGGCAAUUUGUAUCAAGCAGAGUUUGAUGAUUAUGUACCAAUUUUAUAUAAACAGUUGGGUGAAUAGGCUUAAUCCAAAUUCAUAAAUAUGAACAUAUUGAUUAUAUCUGCAUCUUAUACUGCUUAAUUAAAAGAUUGUAGUGAUUUGUCCAAAAAGACCAUAAAAUUUAAUUAAACAAGCCUUUUCGAUUAUUUGGAAGAUAACAGUAAACGAACUUAUUCGAUGAAGUUUAA